GCCGUGCAACACGCGCGCCGCGGUACACUCGUUGUCGGGUUCUCGUCGCGUGCAAACAUUCGUUCGUCCGUACAUAUGAAAUGGGAUAUUUAAGAGUGUAAAAAUCAAAAAUAUUGUUAUUCGAAAGCCAAAUCUAUUGGUCGGUGGUCGCGGUACAAUAAUAACAACCGCUGCUUAUUUUGAUUUCGUAACUGUUAGGCGCGAGAGAAACAUUAAAACAUAUGAACCUAUACCUAUGAACCUAUAGACAUUUUCGGGAUUUUGGAAUGUUCGUUGCGUACCCGUAAUUUUAGUGUAUCGUGUUACAGUCUCGUGCGUGAAAUCGUAUGGCCCACGGGGCCACGUAGACCGCGCGGCUGCAGUCCGGUCUGUGGCGUCAGUGGUGGUCGCGGUGGCCGCCUAAAGGUAACAUAUCGUGCAGUUUAUUGUGAAUUGUGAACGGCGUAGAUGCCAUAAUGCUUCAGAGAUCUCCAUCAUCAAGGAAGCGGCGUGCCGCCAACAAUGACUCACGUCGAACCAGUGUGGCGUUUAAUCUGGAAAGUCAGUCAUCGAGACUCACAGAAGGGGGGAGGCAACAGACCCAGCAGUCACCACAGCAUAGUGGACAACAUAGAAGAGCUAGUAUAGCAGCUACGUCACCAUCCGAUGGAUUCGAAAUGCGACAAAGAACUAGAGUAUCACCGGAGGAGGAGUUCUUUGAAUAUACACAUAAACGAAGUCCCAGACCAAGUUUUGUAUCUGAAUCUAAAGUACAAUAUAUUGAUAAGAGUCCUAGAAAUAGUUUGGUUCCAGAUAUGUCAAGAAGUCCGCGAACGAGUUUGGUACCAUCAGAUCAUCGAAAGCCCCCACGAUUAUUGCCAGACGAACAACAAGACUCAUAUACACGGUCUAGUCCUUCAAGACUUGAAGUUGAUAUUAAUCGGAGUCCUAGGCAUAGUCUUACAUGUGAGCAUCCAGAUCCAAGAAGCCCGAGAAGUCCGAGAGGUAGUAUGGUGCCAGAGGAUGAUUAUUCGGAAUUACGGUCUGGACUGCGAUUAGACGUGGAAAGUUUCAACCGAAGCCCAAGAUCAAGUACUGCCGGUUUAGAUCCGUCUAGAAGUCCAAAAAACAGUUUGGUGCCAGACCCAAGUCGAUCACCUAGAGGAAGCAUUGCUUACGAUUUGAAUCGAAGUCCUAGGGGUAGUUUGGCAGUAACACCUGAUACCAAUCGGAGUCCUAGAGGUAGCUUGAUACCAGAUCCCGGAAAAAGUCCUCGAGGUAGUGUAGUAUCAGAAGGUGCGUAUAAUAUGAGUCGGUCAGCUAGAAGCAGUAUACCGAUGGCCGAAUCAGCGUCUUUGGGAAGAACGCCAAGAGGAAGCAUAGGCUCAGUGUCGUGCGUUCAUUUCGAUCCACAGUUAAAAUCGACCAGGAAUUCAACUGAACCGGGAAAUGGAUCUCCAAAAGGAACUCUUAAAGAUACUCAAAGAAGUUCGUCACCGUAUAAGAGCGCACAGUAUACACAAAAACAGAUGUUUCCCGAUGAAUCAAGAAGAGCUAGUAGUAGCGUUAGUCAAGUUUCCGGCGACGAAAGGAAACGUCUGUGCGAGCAUGUUAAGCCUUGCGACAGUGGCCUAACCGUCUAUGGUUCGUUGACUUAUCAAUUGAACCAUGCCAAUAUGGAGUCGACAGGCAUAUUCGAUUUUAUCAUAAAAGCACUGAGUAUUAUUCAUAGGACGGUGAUAAUGACGGUAAUUUUGUCCAUUUUCACGGUGGUGCCUUUAAUUAUGUUCGUUGUUGGUGUGGAGUUUGUGCGUGACUGUCCGCGGGAACCGCACAUACCGGUGUACAUGAUCGUGGGCGGCAUAUUCGGCAUGAUCAAAAUGGUGUGGCUGCUAUGCCGACAGAUCAAGUCGCUGCGGUACAACAAGCGCCGGCGGCCGGACAUGGGCACGCGGGAGGACAUGGUGUCGUCCAUGGGGUCGCGGAUAGCGUCCGUCGGGCUGGCCGCAUUCCUGGCCGGUUGGUUUGCGCUGGGCAACUAUUGGAUACUGUCCGUGUACUGGCCCGACUCGGAGCCGUCGUCGCUGUACGAGCCGAAUGGAUGGUGCAACCGGACGCUGUACGUGACCAGCCUCGUGCACUUGGCACUCGUGUACGCGGCCGGCGCAGUGGUGCUCGCCGCCGUCGUGGCCGUGCUGGUGUUCCAACAGUGCGCGUUCCGGUUCAAAUAGCAUACGGCCACCACGGCGCUGUGCGGUUGCGCCCACGGCCACCACGGCAGCCGCCGCAUGACCAUCACCGGUAUAUUGCCGUACAGCGCCAUACACAUCAGCGUCACCAGGCCCGUCGACGACGUGGCCCUGUAAAUCGUGUGGGCCGUCACCGACGCUUCGCCGCCACCCGCACACACCGCUGACACAUCGAUCGUCCGCACGACCGCCAACCCCUCGACCACCGAUGCCUCGGACGGCGGUCUUCCGCAGAGGCGUUUGCAACUGACUGCAGCUGCAGUCGUUUGCCGAGGUGCACUCGGCUGCUACAACUCGCAGCGCUACACCGGUGUAAGUAGGAACGCGUCACUAUUCGAGGACUCGCGGUGUGCAAUAUAUCGUGCGAUAUUCGAAUGCAUUAACCGUUUUUCAAAUACGAUAAUUCGGGCUAUUUUAUCGAAGUGAUAUUCGGCGUUUGUCAACAAAAAAAAAACCACCCCGAGAAUGAAUUAUAAUUAAAAGCGUUUCUAAGGCGUUAAAUUAUUAAUAACGAGAGACAAAAUACAACCCGGAUUAUUGUAUUGGGAAUUACGACAUAUAUGUAUGUGUGUGUGUGUGUGUGUGUGUGUGUUAUAUUUAUUAUGAUUAUUUUAAAAGUAUUAUUUUACCUCGAAUAAUGUGUAAAAACAUAUAUUUAUAUUUAGAGAGCUCUUGUGUUCGGCCGCAGUGGUGUAUAAGGAUAUCCUCGCGAUCAUGAUAUCAGCAUUCGCGCAAUUUUAAGCUUAUAAGUUAUGAGAAACGCCUCUUAAUCGAAUAGAUCACGGUUGAGAAAUCUACAAAGAUUAUAAUUAUACAAUGUUGUGUACACUUGCGUGUAUAGCGUAACGUUUGCUGGUAAGUAUCAUUCGUAACGGUGCCCUUUGUAUUCGACAUAUUAUAUUAAUACGAUCGUCGCCGCGUCACGCGUCGUUACGCAAAGCCAUUUCGUAGACAUCCAUAUAUUAUUACGAGUAUUAUUAUUUACCUAAGUACGGAGUUCAUGUCGUGUGCGCUAGUUGUCACGAGUUGUUUCGCUCAUUGUCAAAUACGACCGACAUGUUAUCGCACAGACUCUGGUAUCACACAGACGCGUAUAAUUUAUAACGUAUAUUUUAUAAUUUAUCUCCGCGUUAUAGAAUAUAUUUUAUCGUCCGCGUUUGUUCCCGUAAAAAUAACUUCUUCUCUUUUCUUGUUCGUAUUUUUGAAUUAUGAUUUCGAACGGUUAUUCUUGCAUUAUUUACUUACAGUCAUCAUAAUUACUCAUAUUUGUAUUGUAUGUUUAAAAACUACAGUAAAUCCUGUUUCGUAAAAGUCAAUUGUAAAUAUUUUAAAAGUAAAAUUACUUAUUUUUGUUAUUUAAAUAGUUCAGAAAGUUUAGAAGUUUAUGCAGGCGCCAGGCGGCGGGUAGAGGAAUAUAAUAUAUAGUUGAAUGGUGGAUAAUAAUAUAAUAUGUAUAAUAAACAUGGUGAGAUACCAACUUUAACUGUAAUUUAACGAAUUCGCGUCACGAUAAACGUCGUUUUUUCCAUUAUUUGCUU
Molecule: messenger RNA, 3766 nt
Organism: Rhopalosiphum padi (bird cherry-oat aphid)
Lineage: Eukaryota; Metazoa; Arthropoda; Insecta; Hemiptera; Aphididae
Exons: 6
Coding region: 456-2210 (584 amino acids)
Source: RefSeq, a predicted model, not a curated record